Molecule: messenger RNA, 998 nt
Organism: Chaetomium strumarium
Lineage: Eukaryota; Fungi; Ascomycota; Sordariomycetes; Sordariales; Chaetomiaceae
Exons: 5
Coding region: 180-998 (272 amino acids)
Molecular function (GO): oxidoreductase activity, acting on the CH-OH group of donors, NAD or NADP as acceptor
Source: RefSeq, a predicted model, not a curated record
CCAAUACUACUAGUAUUUCUCGGACUCAGUGGCUCCCACAUAGGCUUCAGUAUAAUCCAUAAGCUUUACUCGAUCUGUGGUAUAUAAGACUCAGGGAGGCUGACCCAACUGGCCGAGCUUGUUACCAAGAUUCCACAGAUCUAAAACUGAGAAACCGCAACUCAGGUUCCUCGCCAGCAAUGUCUUCAUACGUAAUCACAGGCGUCUCCGGAGUACUCGGGUUCGAGUUCCUACGCCAGAUCUCCCAAGACGCAGCCAAUACGGUCAUUGGUUUAGUUCGUGACAAACCCGGCACGGAGAAGAAGGUCUCGGAGCUGCUGAGCGGGCGGUCCAAUAUCCACAUCCUGCAAGCCGAUCUCACCGAUUACCGUACCCUGCAGCGAGCCGCGGCGGACACGGCCAAGAUCACGGGCGGAACUCUCGACUACCUCAUCGCCAACGCCGCCUACGUCUCAACCUGGGACUCGUACGACCCGUUCGGAGUUCUAGGCAACAACGACCCCGAGAGGCUGGAGGAGGAAAUGCUCAAGUGUUUCAGGAUCAACGCCGUCGGCAACGUCCGUCUCUUCAAUCUCUUCAUGCCACUGGUCCUGCGAGGCCGAGGCAAGAAGGUCGUGUCGAUAACCAGCGGCACCUCGGACAUCGAGCCGACUCGGCAGUAUGACAUCGCCGUGUUCUCGGCUUACGCCAUGAGCAAGGCGGCCAUGAACCUCGCGGUUGCCAAGUUCAGCGCCCAGUACAGGAAGGACGGUGUUCUGUUCAUCAGCAUCUGUCCGGGCUUGGUGGAAGCCGGGCACUAUGCGGACGUGACGCCGGAGCAACAACAAAAGCUGGAAGACGUCUUUGCGCGUUUCAAGAGCUAUGCUCCUCACUUCAGCGGACCAGCGCGCCCAGAAGAUGCCGUCCGAGAUGUCAUUUCGGUCUGGGAAAGAGCCAGUGUAGAGAAAGGAGAUGGCGGCUCCUUUGUGUCUCACUUGGGGAAUAAGCAAUGGUUGUAG